Molecule: messenger RNA, 2727 nt
Organism: Monosiga brevicollis MX1
Lineage: Eukaryota; Choanoflagellata; Craspedida; Salpingoecidae
Exons: 7
Coding region: 1-2727 (908 amino acids)
Source: RefSeq, a predicted model, not a curated record
AUGGCCGAUGCCAUCGGCACCAUGGUCGCUGCGGUGAGCGGGGCCAUGCCCUCGGCCUCGGAUGACAUGUUUGCCAACUUGUCGCAGGACUUUGAGACGGCGCUUCAACAGCUGGACGUCGUGGUGCAGGGAAUGAGUACCUUCAAGGACAAUUUACUGGGCCUGGAGCUACCCACCGAAACCAACCUCGAGCUUCUUGCCAACGUCGGCUCCUUGCAAGCUGCCAUGCUACAACUCUCCGUUCCGGCCCUGGACAUGCUCCGGCUUGUUGAUCUUUACCGUGAGCCCUGGGGUCACAAGAACAAAGCGUUCAUCAGCUUGCACGAAUCCUAUGAGCGCCAUCAACGACAACUGCAGAUUGCACUCACCCAACUGGAGCAGACACAAGCAGCUCUGGACGUGUUUGAGCGGGAGCGACCCAUCCAGCUUUGGCAGCGCGUGGUGCUUCGUGUUCUGGCCAUUAAAACGCACAGUCGGCGGUGGGCCUCGCUACUGCCUGCCUAUCGCCAGCGCGUCAUGGCCGGCCUCGCCGCCAACCCCUUGAGCGAUGAUGAGGAUGACGAGGACGCGGAUGGCUCUGCUCAGCUUCCGCUUCCAGUCAAACCCGUGACCAAGCACCGCGUACCCCCCAUCGUGCGCAGCUUGUUGGCCCGGGAGCGCGGCGAGACAGAGGGCAGCGCAGGCGUCACCGAACGGCUGCAAAAGGAGGUGCUCACCCUGCGACGCCAGCUUCAAGAAGCUGAGGAAAAUCGCGCCUCUACCCACAAAGCUGUUCAAGCCGGCAUUCCCACGCGAAAAACUGCCCCUGAAGCCAACUUGGCCGGCGUUCCUACCCACUACAGUGAAUGCCUUGUGGAAGGGCAAAAGCAACUGGCUGCAGAGCAACGUGACCGUGCCCCGCUGCGUCUCGUCAUCCACCUCAUUGAUGGCUGGCAGGACUGCACUCCCCCUGAUCUUGUGGUGGAAGCCGCCUUGCUGCACGAUGGACUCUCAAAGGCCGUGUCCAAAGUCAGCUUGCCCGCUGAUCCCUUUGAUGACCCUCCAGAUGCAGACACCAGUAGUUUUGAGCUCGUGCUGCCACAGCCCGAGCGAAACAAUGCACUUCGCAUCCGUGUCUUUGGUGCUGGGUUGGGCCCACACGCCCAGUGUUUGGUUGACGGCCUGGUCAGCUGCGAGCCUCUUUUGGACGCGAGCCUGAGCCACAGCAACCGUAUAUUCAAGGAGAACGUGGGUAUUACCGUGACCUGCCACGCCCGUGUUAGCAUCCGCCUGCCCGUGACCGCCGGAUACCAGGCCUACCGCCGUGAAGCGGAUGCUCGAUCUCGCAACGUUGAGGACAUUAACCUAAUUGCCAGCUUUGCGUGCGGCGAUGCAAGAUCCCCCGGCGACCGAGCUAUCAGAGGGACAAAUGGCCGGCAAGUGCUCCUGCGCACGCACCGGGCUGCACUCACCGACAUGCUCACUCAAACGUGUGAUGAUUUGACAGAUGACUUGUUCAACCUGCUCGAUGUCAACUCUGAAGAUUUGGACAAGGCCAACUUUACACUGCAGGAAAUGAUGGAUCUUGCCAUGCUUCAUGCCUAUCAGAUGCAAGCCCUGAAUGCACAGCAUGAAGACCAGUUGGAGGAAGUACGGGCCGCAGCACGUCGUGUUCAGCAGGACCUGCAAGAGCUGCUUACAGAACACCCAGAGCUCAAGCAAAUGCACCACAUUUCCAGCCAAACCGACCUUCUCUUUGAGUCCUCCGUUAAGCGACCGGUUUCAAGUGCGCGAGCCCAUGACCGACGUGGCGUUGGUAUGGAGCAAAGCAUGGGACUCGGCGAGUUUGGCGCUCCACUCGAGGACCGAGAUCCGCUGGAGGAGCUAGAUGCUCUGCCCGAUUCCCGAGACAUCCAAGCCCGCCGCCCGACGUUUGAUCCCUCUCGGUUUGGCAGCACGUUGCCCAAGGGCUUUUUGAAUCGUCUUUUGUAUUAUGCAGAGCGCAGCUUGGAGCGGCGCCAGAGCCUUUUGGAUCGGGUGAUCACGGAGGAGCGGUAUGCGCUCGAAGGAACCCUCGCCAGUAAACAGCUCUUGGACGAUGCCAAGCCGGGACCCGAUGCAACCACCCGCCCACCAUCAACCCGAGCCCUCUCGGGGCGAAUGCCCAUUUCAACCGGCCAUGGCGCGACCCUGCGCUACUCCAAGUCGCGUCCUGGACAAGUUUUUGGCUUGGAGUCGCGGCGGCGCUCAUCCAGUAGUCGACUUCCGCCCCUUGGUGGCCAGCUGUAUGCUUCACAGGCCCGGAUGGCGAGCUUCUUUGCCGUGAUUCUUUUCCUGACCCACCCGCACCCAUGUGACUUGCAGAUGGGCAAUCAGUCGAGUGGUGCGCCGGAUCUGGGCGCUCUGGUUCUUGACGCGCGUGUCGACUCGCCCGAGCCGCUUGGAACUCAUCAGGGCGAAAGUUUGCGGCGUCAGGGCCUCAUGCCCAACGGCCGGCCGGCCGCUCGACAACGACCCGGCUCAAGUCUCGUAUCAACCUGGACAGGCAAUUACGAACCGCCCGGCACCCCGGGUACUAUGGCAGCAGCAGGAAGCGAGCCCAUCAAGCGCCCUCCGUCCUCGGCCCUGUCAGUCGGAAGCAGCCGGCACCGCGACAGCUUGACGCCGGGGCUGAUUCCAUCAAACCAUCACAUGCACUUUGAGGCUGUGCGACCUCCUUCUCCCGUCACUAAGCUUGAUGAGGAAUAA